ACACGAGAAUGUGUGUCACAUUUAAGGGAGAAGGGUAAAUGUCCGCCAUUGACAAGAUAUUUGACCUACUUCUGGUCGCUCCGAAGGAAAAGCAAAGCACAAAGGCGCAACAGAUUGCAGAAGAAAUAGGUUUGGAGCGGGAGCCCACAGACAGAAUAAGGGGAUUUUUUUGGCAUCAUGAUAACUGGGGAAAUGGUGAUGGUCUCUCCAUCAACCGCAGGACCAGCUAUGGCAUCUGACUCAGAGCUCUCACGCCUGGGGGGCAUCGAGGCCUUGAAAUUGAAGGUGGGGCCGGUGCGGAGGAACCUUUUUGGGCCUGUGGACCAUCAGCAGCUGCAGCAGGACUUCCAGCGGCUGCUCUGCAUGAGUGUGGAGGUGGCCAACAACCGCUGGAACUUCGAUUUCCAGAGUGAAAUGCCAGGAGAGGGCACCAACAUCGAGUGGGAGGAGCUCAGGUGCCAGGACGUGCCGGCGUUUUACCACAGCUGCACGGUUAGGCCAGUGACGCUGCCACUGGGCAAAAGGCGGACGUCGUCUUCAUCAGCCGAAAGUUUCCCAGGGUCCAGCAGCUCCGGGGAUGAGUACCUGGAGGUGACCGCCAGGGGGUGCUACCGGCUCAAACGGCAAGGAAAACGCAGACAGUCUGCCAUCACAGAUUUCUUCAAGGUGAAGAAGAGGAGGCUUCUGCAUUACAAAGCAUCUUCUCGGCAGUAGAAAAGCACAACUACCCCCAGUGGAGGAUCACUUAGUGGUCGUCAUCCCUCUACACGUCACCUCACAUAGAUAUGUGUCAUAUCAUAUGUAUAUAUGUAGCAAUUUGUAACUGACUGUCAAGCUCAUACAGCAUGGGCUUAAAAACUCCUCUGACACCAUAUACCUUUAAUUUUCAGCACAAGGAAGCUACCAUUGUCCAAGUUAAUCAAGCUCAGACUUUAGAAACAUUUUUUGAUGAUAAUUACAAAUAUUCUAUAUACUGUUUUUCUCAGCUUUUGACUAUACUGUGAAAUGAUUUUGAAUGCACUCUUAACAGAAAACAGGCUCUACUUUUAAGAGUUUAAUUUUCUUCUGAACGGGCCUUGGAUAGUAUUUGACCUCAGUCCUCAACCUUUUUUCUCCCUCUUGCUAAAAGUCAUAAGAGGUUUUGAUUCGAUGAGUUGCUGUUCCUGGCCUCGCACCACACUUAGCCUUUAGUCUCACCCCAUGGCUGAGAAAGCACGAGUUGAGCCAGGGGUCACAACCUCACCCAGGGCUCAAAAUUUGGCAGUGCGACUGUAAUUAGCUCCAGGUUAAAGGUGGAGGUUCAGCGAUGAGGUAAUUCAGCCAUGCCUGUACGAUAGUGACUUCAAUUCUGAGUGAUAAUAAUGUUUCCUAUGUGACUAUUUAUUUAUUAUUCACGAUGCUAGAUCAUCGUCAAAAUAAAAAAAAAAAAAUAGACAAGCAAUGUAUAAAAACAAUUAGAUAAGGUGUUUGUGGAAACCUGUGCCAUUGCCCCCAAAUUAUGUGUUACACUAUAAGUCAUUAUGGCUCAUAUACACUCCACCGUUGCCGCUUAAAAAUAUUGGCCAUAUAUAAUUUACACCAUCAAAAUACAGCAAAAAUUAUACCAACUUCAAACUAUAUUCCUUUUUUGCUUUGUAUUAUUUGCAUAAUGGGGUUGUAAAGAUACAAUUUUUUUUUGGCAACAGACCAGGACAUACCUUAUGUAGUUAUAUGUUUUUGUCAGCUUUAUGCUUGUAACAAUGUAGCAUUUUCCACUCUUUGUCUUCAUGCCAUGUCCACCUUGUAGGUUUAAAAAAACCCUCUUUUCUCCACGAAGGGAAUGUAGAGUUUUAUCACUGUUUUGUAGCUCAGAGGAGUCUUUUAGUAAUUUUUUAUACGAAGAGUCGAGCUUCUUCACAUUUUCUGUUGCCUUGCAGUCCUAUAAGUGUUUGCAUUGUGUAUAUGUGCAUAUACGUGUUUGUGUAUGAAUGUGUUGGUUUGGUGUUUACCUUGAGGUUUUUCGCGAGUUGUAAAAGUUGUGGCAGUUGAACCAAAGAGGAAUUACUGUCCCAUUGAAUUAGAAACACAUCAUUUAUAUAAGUUGCUCACUGUUUGAGUGAUCAAUCGUGAGUCAUAGAAGAUCUCAAACAUGUCAAGACCUUCAAAUAUAUAGUGUAGACACACCACAACUAACAGUUUUGGUGACUCAAAUAGGACGUGCCUACUGAUUUUUUUCCCUUCCUACAGUCAUUCUAAUUUGUAUGUGGAUAUAAAGCCAUAAUCUGGAUUAAUCCACUCUUACUACCUCAUCAGUAAAAUAAACAAGUAAAAUACAAAAAAAACCAAACCAAACCAAAACCAAUGUAGCUCAAGUUGUUUGCGUCUACAGGUGAAAGAGAGGCAGAGACAAAAACAGGGGAGGUGAGGGUGUUAUUAUUCUGGUAAAUAAAAAGCUCUCGAGGUUCAGCGCUCCGAGUAGAGUUUCAUAUCAGGUAAAAGAGUCAGUGUGUCAGAGUGAGGCCCAGUUCCACGCAGAGGAAACCCCGGUCCAUCCGGGGGGGGGGGCUUUUGUUGUCUCUCCCUCUCUUUACCUCACUUUCCCAGAAAUACAGCAGAGGAAUAGUGGUGGGUGGGGAGAAGCAUGAGGAAAAGGGACAAACUUGUAAUAGGGAACCUUAAGGACAAAAUGUCUCAGACCCCUUCUGGAUCAAAGGAUUUUGUCUGCCCCCUUAAAAGUCUCUCAGUCUCUCUUUCAUGAACCAACCGCCUCGGUCUUUGCGAAAAAUCGGCACGAAAGCAGUUGUUCAUAAAUAUGUUAAAACAACGUUGGUUUCUGUCAUGGCUCAAAAAGGCGAUCUUUCACAGAUCUAAAAAUAGCAAACAUGGCUAUUUAAAAUUGUUUUCAAUUUGUCAGGAUUAGUGUGUUUGUCAACUUCUGUGUGUGUGUGUGAGACAGUGUUUGUGUGCACCUAUCUUAGUGUGUUAAGAGGAAAUUUUCAAAAUCUAUAUUAAGUUAUUUUGAGUUUGUAACAUUUUCAACUAACUGUUAUUUCUGAAACUAUAUCUUUGCACUACUUUAAGCAUUAUUGACAAGAGAAUUAUUUUUUUAUGGUAAUCUUAAACCCCUUAUAUAUAUAUAUAUUCACUGAGAAACUGAGGCACAGAUUAGGAAUUUCUUGCCAAUUAAUUAAAUAUUUUUUCCCUCCAAUCAGACUUGUCACACUGUUAGACAGUUUCUAACAUUUCUUCAUCGUUCAUUCAAUUCUUAGGAUUUCUUUGUAGCUUUGUUAGUCUUCCUCAAGUCCGUUAGGAGGAAAUAAAAUAAAAUAAAGCAAAACUAAAACGAUAAAUGUCCAGGUUGAUCAGUUAGUGUCUCACUGUGCCCAAGCGUUCCUAAUUCAGCUGUCGCAUCAAAACGUCGUGUUUGAUUUACUUUGUAUAUGCAUGAAUGUAUGAUAAUCUUUGUUCACCAUUUGUAAUAAUUUUAUUGUAAUUUAAUACUGGUUUAUGUAUCCUUGCAACAUGUAAGAAGUGUAUUUGUAUGGGAUCAGAAUCAUCCUUUUUGAUACUAUUUGUAUAGAAAAUAUAUUGCUGGGUUGUUGGUGCACUGUUGCCUUUCAUAUUGUUGAUUUCAUAUAGUCUGAUCAAAAUAAUAAAAUGUUAAUGAAUGAGACAGAUGUAAACCACAA
Molecule: messenger RNA, 3668 nt
Organism: Siniperca chuatsi (mandarin fish)
Lineage: Eukaryota; Metazoa; Chordata; Actinopteri; Centrarchiformes; Sinipercidae
Gene: cdkn1d
Product: cyclin-dependent kinase inhibitor 1D
Exons: 3
Coding region: 178-714 (178 amino acids)
Biological process (GO): regulation of mitotic cell cycle; signal transduction by p53 class mediator
Cellular component (GO): nucleus
Molecular function (GO): cyclin-dependent protein serine/threonine kinase inhibitor activity
Source: RefSeq, a predicted model, not a curated record